GUGCGGCCGCGCUAAGAAGCAAAGUGGCAGCAUCAGUGGCGGCUGCGGCGGGAGUAGCAGCAGCAGCAUUGACCGGUGGCAACAUCAUUAGGAGACGGUCAUAGAAUAAUUAGAAGCAGCAGCAGCAGCCGCACAAGCAGAACGUCGGUGCAGCGGGUAGAGUCAACACCGGCAGCGUAGGAAGAAGAAGAAGCAGCCUUUGGCAUCUAAAAAGUGAUGCCUGUCCAUGCGUCCAGAUUGCGUGGACGUCAAUAUUAAUACAGCUCUGGGGCAUUCGUUAAUUAUUCAAGUUGUGUUUUUUUUUAUUUUGUAAUGUUACCCGUACGUUCAUGCUCGCUCUAGCCGUGCCGAGGGUAAUUCAGCAAUCGCAAAUAAACAAAAACCAGCGUCAUCUCGAAUGUAAAUGCGUGGCUACGCAAAAUAAGUGUCACUGUCGGAUGUAAUUGCCGUAAGGAAUUCACAUUAAAUCCUGCCAUUACAUUUGGUUAUUAAUUAACUCGCCAUGGCAACGGGCAUGAGCUGGCAGUAUUACAACAGUGGAGGAGGAGGUGGUGGAGGAGGUGGUGGUGGUGGAGCGGGGUCGACACGAAUCGCCGGGACCUCCCUCGAGUACGGGCAGGAGAUGCAUCUCAAGAUGAGCAAGAAGAUCGCCCAGCUCACCAAGGUCAUCUACGCGCUCAACACCAAGAACGACGAGCACGAGGCGGCCGUGUCGGCGCUCCGCGAGGCGCACGCCGAGGAGAUGCAGCAGUUCGCGGCGGAGACGCGGCACCGCCUGCUGCGCUACCAGUCCCGCCUGGGCAUCGAGUCGGAGCUGCGUGAGAAGGCCCGCUCGCUGGAGGAGGCACUCGCCGGCGAAGGGCGCCUCCGCCGACAGGCCCAGGAGCAGCUGGAGGCCUACAGGCGGCACGUGGAGGAGCGCGACGCCGGCCGGGACGCCGAGCACGCCGACCGCAUCCUGACCCUCUCCACGCAGAUGCUCGACAUGAAGCGCGACUUCGAGGCCAAGAUCCUCGGCUUCACUUCGCUGCAGAAACGGCUGGAGGAGGAGAAAGAGGCGGCCCUGGCGGAGGCGCGGGCCUCCCACGACCGCGCGCUGCAGGAACUGGAGCAGGGCCGCGACGCCGAGCACAGCCAGAUGGCCGCCGAGUCACACGCGCGGGCCGAGCGCGAGCACGCAGAGGCCGAGCGGCUACGGGCCGAGGGGGAACGUCUGCGCGGGGAGACGGAGCGGCUGGCGUCCGAGGUGCGGCGUCUGGAGGGCGAGCGAGAGACGGCCGAGGCCGAAGUGCGUGCCGGCUACGAGCAGCAGCUGCAGGAGCUGCGCGGAGCCAAGCACGAGAGCCGGCUUGCCGAGUGGGAGGCGCACGAGCAGCGGCUGCGCCAGGAGUUCCAGGCCCACGCGGAUGAGCUGCAGCGUGGCUGGGAGGCACGGGAGGGCUCUCUGCGGGGCUUCAUGGAGAAGCAGCGGGCCGAGCUUGAGCUGAACCAAGCACAAGUCGCCACCUUCAGAGAGCAGGGGGAGCAGCUGCACAGGGACCUCGGGCUCGCACACGAGGGCAAACAGGAUGCGGAGAGACGCCUGGCUGAAGCACGGCAGGAAGCAUCCUCCUCUCAGGCCCGGCUCGCCGACGCCCAGAGGGAGUUGGCCACUGUCCGUGACCAGCUACAGGACCAGGCCGCUCAGCUGCUCAGCAGAGCCAAACGGAUUGGCUCCCUGGAGGCCUCGCAGAUGGCCGACCAUGCGAACAUACGGGACCUGGUGGAGCAAGCGUCCCGCCUGCGUGAGAAGCUGAGCCAGGCCGAUGGAGAGCGGACGGUUCUAAAGCAGCAUGAAACGACGUUGCAUUCGCUGGAGAGCGAAAAGCGUCUGCUGAGCGAGCAGCAUGAGCGGGAGCUGGCGCGCGCACGUGAGACCGCGGCGGAGGAGCGGCGCGCCCUGGAGGAGCGGCACCGCGCCGACACGGACGCCGCCGCGCUACGGCACCGGCAACUCGCCGAUGAGGCGCGCUCUGCCGCGGAGGGCGCUACUCGUGCCGUGCGACAGGAAUUGGAGGAGAAGAUGGAUCAGCUCAGGCAGCAGCUGGACACAGAGAGAGCCCAACUUCAGGAGCAGAACAGCGUGCACGAGCAGCUCACUGCUAAACUGCAGUCUGCCAACCAGGAGGUGUCACGGCUGGAGGAACUGGUGCGCUCCGGCGAGCAGGGCCUGGGCUCAGCCACAUCCCACAUCGCCGGGCUACGCGACACCGCUGAGAAGCUGCAGCGCGAGCUGGACGCCGCUCGCACGCAGCUGCACAACUCACGAGCCACGGCCGCCACCCUCCAGAAAAAGAAUGAUGAGCAGAAGCAGGAGCAUCAGACUAAGGUCUCCACACUACAGGAGGACACGAAGAUCAAGCUGGAGCAGGUGACUCGUGACUUGGAGCAGAAAUGGGAGGCGAUUUUGAGGUCCAAGUGCGAGCGGCUGCGCGAGGAGCUGCAGGCGCAGCACGCGCAGAGCAAGCGCACGGCGCUGGAGCAGCUGAGCCAGGUCAAGGACCAGGAGCUGGCGGCCACGCGCGACGGCUGGCAGCGCAAGAUCCAGGACCUUCUUGACCAGAGAAAAUCUCUAGGGGAAAGCUUGCAGAAGGCGAUUGCCAACAUCUCGCUGCUCAAGCAGAACCUGGAGCUGCAGCUGACGCAGUCGCAGGACUCUCUGCAGCGCCUGCAGGCGCAGUACGGCCUGGAGAGGGAACGCACGCGCGAACACCUUGCCGACGCCCAGCGCGACUACGAGGAGCGUGUGGCCGCCAUCGAGGAGAGACACCGGGCAGUCGCGCAGGCCGCGGAGGCCCAGAGAUUGCGCAAAAAUGCCGAGCUGGAGGAGCGUCUAGGUCAGCAGCGCGAGGAGGCCCUGGCGGCACUGCGGAUAGAGCAUGGCACGGCGGUGGCAACCCUGCUCGAUCGCACCCACGGCGAGCUCAGCGCGGAGCGGGAGCGCUGGCGGGAGAAAAAACAGAGGGAGCUGGAGGCGCUGCGCGUGGAGCUGUCCCAGCAGCACACAGCCAGCAUGGAGCGGGCGGGGAGUGCGCACCAGCAGCAGCUGGCGGCCAUCCGUCUCGAGCUGGAACAAGCGCGGACAGCUGCCCGCCUAAAGGAGGAGGAGCGCGCACGCCUGGCCGAGAGGCUGCGGGAUGAGGGGCAAAAGCAGGAGCGGUUGUUGGCUCAGCUGGAGGCUGAGGUGGCUCGGCUGCGGGGUGACAUUGCCAGCAUUUCCAGGGAGCUGGAGCUCAAGGGGCAGGAGGUGCUGAAGAUCAGGAGUGAAACUAACCAGCAGAUCAGCGUACAGGAGCAGGAGUUUGGCAGGAGGCUGGAGAUGGAGAUGAACCGGUUGAAUGCGGAGCACCUGCGCAAGAAGCAGAGCAUGCUGGGAGACUUCAACCAGGCCCAGGAGCUGCUCAAAGACAAGAUUUCUGUGUUAGAGAUCGCGAUCGAGGAGGCACAGGAGCGGUACGAGCGAAGGGAAGCUCGUCCCGAGGACCUGACGCUCAUAUCGGAGCUGCGGGCAUUUCUGUCCGACCGUGAGCUGCUGAUCAAAAAACUUGUGGAGGAGAAGAAGUUUUACCAGCUGGAGCUGGUGAACCGGGAAACGAACUUCAACAAGAUGUUCAACGCUCACCCGACUGUUGGGGUUAUCAAUCCUCUCAUGAAGCAAAAGAAGGGCUCGGAGAAGCUGCCCAACCGCUUCACGAGCGCGCCAAACCUGAGCCAGCUGGAGGCAGCGCAUUCAAGCUUGGCGGCAGGCAACGCCGGCAACCAGGGCGGCGGUAGCAUGCUGCAGACAGCCCUCUCCAAUGGGCCGAGCCGGCUCAGCCCCAUCCCCAGCCUGCCCACGCACGAGCGAGCGUUCCCGCUUGCGCGCCCGCUCCCUCCGCCCGCAGCCAUGGUAUCGGGCGACCACAAGAAGUCGCUCAGCUCCAUCCCGGAUGAGGCCGCUCUGGAGGUUGGAUGUGACCCGCAGCGCGAGGAGUGGUUUACACGUUAUUUCUCCUUCUGAACAGUGCGCCCACCAGCUGCCGCUCAGCAUCAGCGGGGAUUUUCCACUUUUUUCUACGUGGUUUAAUCCCCAAGCAUGAAUUACAACAGCGUUCAUCGGGGGCUGUAAAUUGUGUAUAAAAAAACCCUAAAGAUGCGUUGACAAAUGUGUUAAUAUAAUAAAAUUGUCAUUUUGCUAAUAUGUGCAGUGUUACGCUCAAGUAAAUAGAAUUAGUAUUGUUGCAGGAUGUGUAUGUUUAAAAAAAUGUACAUAAUGCUGUAUUGAAAACCUUAAAGGACUUUAUCCGUUGCCAGACAGUAUUAUUGCUUCGUCGAUCAUUGUAAUGUAUGUGUGUUUAAUCUAACCACUUGAAACAACAAUAAUUCAUACAAAAUGCUUACAUUUAUUUAAAAAACACUGUAAUAUUUGGUGCAUGGACACAUGCAGAUGUCAUUGUGUAUUGUAUGAUGCCCAGGGAUUAAUUUCAGCCAGGUAUAUCUGGGUCAGCGACCUAGGAGAUGAUUCUGCGUAUGCAUCCUGUGGUCGUGACUACUAGCCUGUCACGUAACCACUCCAGUCUCCAAACGACCCAGACAAUAUUCAUUGAGAAAAAAUGUACAUAAUGCUGUAAUAUAGUAUUCGGUGGGAAAUGUAAUCCUGCUGAUGCCUUAAGUCAUGUAUUUUCCUAGUUUGAAUUCAGCACAACUCAGAUGUAAGCUGGUCCUCUGCAUCUACGUUAGGUGAUCCACAUGGAGAUGGGUAUCUGACAUCAGUUUAUUUCCAAUAUAGUAUACACACUACGGUACACUUCACAGAAGUUCCUAGACUGUUGGAUUUUGAUGCUAUACCUCCAAUGCUUUGUACAACUGACAUUUAAUAUUUCCUAAACAUAGAAUGUUCGAAAUAAUAUUUUGCUGUGAACUAAUAUAGAAUGUUAACUAUGCAGUGGUAGUAAUUUAAAUGCUUGACGUUUGCACAUUAUUAGGUGGGUGCUCUCAAUUGAAUGCCAUAGCAAAUACUUCUUGUAGCAUUUGAUGCUUUGUAUGGAAGAGAAGACAAGCGUGCUACUGCCAAGUCUACUGACUAUGAAAUUGAAUGUCAAUGCUUAAAAAGAUCAACAGGAAAGCGAUGUUGUAAACAGGCCUGUACGCAGUGUACCUCCAUAAGCACGUGUAUUGUAGGUGUAGCAAACAUACUUGUCUGGUUUGCGUUCCUUUGAAACCCCUGUGCUAUGCUGUUCCACAAGGAUCCAUCCUUGGCCCCCUCUGCGUUCAAUACAUCUCCUCCCGCUUGGUAAAAUAAUUGUCAGUUCUUUACGUCGACCAUCAACAUCCAGCUCAACAUCGCCACCGACUCCACGAACCCUUUGUGAAAAACACUGUGCUCAUUGAGGAGGAGUUGGCAAAGCAUCCCAAUGCUAAACUCAUGGAAAAGAGUUGAGAAUCAGUGAGGCUGUCGUGGUAACAUAUAAACAAUACAUUUAUUUGCCUCAUAUGGCAUCCACGACACAACACGUGGACUGAUGUUUAUAUACAUAUGCAAUUUGAGAUUGACCAUGUUAUGAAUGUAGAAAACUGAAAAUCGUCUGGUCACGGGGUUGGUCUGUUGCAGUAGUGGCCAUUACUUCACUCCUAAUCCACACCUGGAUCGCAAGAAGAUUUGUUUGUUGAUCUCAAGAUCAAAUUAGAACAAUAUCAUCGGCAUUUAAUAGCGGCGUGGGUCUGAGCUGGUAAAAUAAAACAAAAAUAGUGUAGUGGCUUUGGCUACAUGGGCGACAAUAUUUUCCUUAUAGGCGAGCACGUGACUCGCAGGUCAGAGUCACGUGGUGUGCUGAAGGUUGAGAUGCACGCGGACCUCGGAUAUUUGAAUUCUAAUCGAUAACCAACCGUUAAAAGAACAAAAAAAUCACACAUUUAGCUUAAGUAACAUGAAUCUGGAGUUAAUGCCAGAAUGCAUUUUCGUGUGUUGUAUUGUUGGCUGUGUUUAAAUGUUCAGUUACUAUAGAAAAUUAUAGUUAAAGAGCGGUUGGAAUGUUGCGUAAAGCUAAAUGUUUAACGAUCGCAUAAAGUAGCUUUGCUCGUUUACUGAAAAUGUUUUUUGUAAUUGUUGACCAUAGCUUCCUGGUGAAUCGAUUAUCUGAACCGGUCCUGGUUCUCCCCUAGGUCGACUCAGCCCCAAAUGAGUACCUGGUGUGCUGUGGUGUAAGCAACGCCACUGGGGAGACAAAGGCGGCCGGGCGUGGUGCUGGCCACCAACCCCCUCGUGCCGUGUCGGCCUUCAUAGGUGCUACUCGCUAACAGCACUUGCCCCAACAGUCUGUUACAGGCUAUACAGGGGAUCAUUGUAUUUGGUGUAAUUGGCCACCAAUGAUCUAUUGUGUUAUUAAUUGAAUUUUUGCUCAAUUCUACGAUAAUAAAUGCGAUGUAUAUAUACUACUAUCUCGUUGCCACAAGUGGACACGUGUAUUCAAUGAAUAAGUGCACACUUUGUAUAUAUUGUUCUGUGUAUACAAUUCCCCGGCAUGGUAUGUUUGGAUGUCAAUAAAAUCGAAUUGUUUUCGUGAAAGUUUUUGGUGUGGCCAAUCAAGUAAUGUUAUUACAUCAAAUUCGACUGCUCUUUUAGUCCAAACUCGUCUGUCUCCCCAUAUAGAAUUACCGUACAUAAAGGAACCUAUAAAUGGCUUUGCAUUUAUAACUGUGCUGUAA
Messenger RNA from Lethenteron reissneri (Far Eastern brook lamprey), 6723 nucleotides. RefSeq names its product family with sequence similarity 184 member A (gene FAM184A). The record is from RefSeq and is a predicted model, not a curated record. Lineage: Eukaryota; Metazoa; Chordata; Hyperoartia; Petromyzontiformes; Petromyzontidae.